This is a messenger RNA of Momordica charantia (bitter melon), 1018 nucleotides long. Its product is annotated as Transmembrane proteins 14C. Gene Ontology annotation, molecular function: fatty acid transmembrane transporter activity. Lineage: Eukaryota; Viridiplantae; Streptophyta; Magnoliopsida; Cucurbitales; Cucurbitaceae. Gene Ontology annotation, biological process: fatty acid transport. The record is from RefSeq and is a predicted model, not a curated record. Gene Ontology annotation, cellular component: chloroplast inner membrane.
UCAAAACCCCUUUAUUAUUAGGAGGUUUAAGGAGGAUUCGCGAGGAAGAAGGAAAAUGGCGGAAGUUCUGGCCGGCGUGUCUCAGGCGUCUUUAAUUUUCCGGCCGCGGCUCCGGGGAGCUCUCUUCAGCAACAGUUUUUCAGUUAAACGCCUGCAAUUUCAAUCUACCAUCGGUAGCGGGAUUUCAUUUGAUUGUAAGACGGGAGUAUCUGCUAUCCGUGUUACCGACUCCAAAAAUGAAGAUAGCGAGAUUUAUACAGAUACCGAUGGCGGCGACUCUUCCAAUAAAGGGAUUCAUGGCGACGGGGGAGGUAGAGGUGGUGGAGGCGAUAAUGAUGGCAAUAGUGGGGAGGAAGAGGAACCUAACUCCAAUAGCCAGAAGAAAGCUAUGUCAAUGUCGCAGAAAUUAACUCUUGGAUAUGCUGCACUAGUAGGAGUUGGUGGCUUAAUGGGCUAUUUGAAGAGUGGUAGCCAUAAGUCGCUAUUGGCAGGGGGAGUCUCAGCCUCACUGUUACUUGCUGUUUUUAAACUGCUUCCCGGCAACCCUGUUCUUGCAUCGGCCGUGGGUCUUGGCCUAUCUGCUUCACUUCUGGUAGUAAUGGGAUCUCGUUUCAAGAAUUCGGGGAAGAUAUUUCCCGCUGGUGUUGUAGCACUUGUGUCGUUUAUAAUGACUGGAGGUUACAUGCAUGGAAUUCUACGUAGCUCGCAUUGAACAUAUGAUGUUAAAAAAGUGGUGAGCCAUGUCUCAUGAUAGUCGUAAACUGUAAUCGACGGAUGUGCUUGUUUUUGUACGAUCUCUUUUCUUUGCUGAUUGGAGCUUUCAGGUCUGUGAAAAUGAUUUGGUGUGCCUUCAGCUUUGUACUGCACCCUUUUCUCUUCAAGACUCUCUAUAUAAACUAUAAAGGGUAAGUAAUGUAGACCAUUGAAUAUUCGAAACUGGCUUCUUGAUUUGGCUGGUUUGGAAGCUGUUUUUUGGAACAGAUUUGGAGAAAAUAUGUUUGGAUAAUUGUUUUUAGAA